This is a messenger RNA of Oppia nitens, 2502 nucleotides long. Its product is annotated as zinc carboxypeptidase A 1-like. The transcript has 20 exons. The coding region runs from base 76 to 2502 and encodes 808 amino acids. Lineage: Eukaryota; Metazoa; Arthropoda; Arachnida; Sarcoptiformes; Oppiidae. Gene Ontology annotation, biological process: proteolysis. Gene Ontology annotation, molecular function: zinc ion binding; metallocarboxypeptidase activity. The record is from RefSeq and is a predicted model, not a curated record.
UAGGUUUGCCAUUAGAUUUGUUAAUAUAUUGUUUGACAUUUUGAGAAAAAAUUAAUUAUUUUUUUUGUGUUCAAAAUGUCUAACAAAUCGAUUACUUUUUUAGUUAUUCUUCUUUACAUAUGUUUGACAAAUGGUAUUCACGGUAUCCGUCAUUACGACGGAUAUUCAUUGAUACGUCUAAUACCCGAAACCAAAGCACAGCUCAUAUAUUUGAGACAAUUAGAGGAAAGUGUUACUGAACUUGACUUCUGGAAAAGUCCAUCGCAAGUGAGCCAAUCGGUCGACAUAUUGAUUCCGCCACAUCUUAACCAUACAUUUAAUUUCAUGUUUAAUAAGAAAUCUUUCAAAAAAUCUGUUUUGAUAAAUGAUUUAGAAAAAGUAUUGGUUGAAGAAAGAAAGCCAUAUAUAGCUGAACCAAACAAACAGACAAAAGCAGAUAUUGUUGUCAAUCAUUUUGAUGAUUAUCAACGACUCAAUAAAAUCCAUUCAUUUCUCGACGCCAUUGCAAACCAAUAUCCAGAUAUCAGUGCCACAGAAGUCAUCGGCAAAUCGUAUGAAAAUAGAGAUCUCAAAAUAAUUCGUAUAGGAGUCGGACAGAAAAACAACAACAAACCCGUCAUCUUUUUUGAAGGCGGAAUCCACGCCCGAGAAUGGAUAUCACCCGCAACCGUACAGUUCUUCGCUCAGACACUGAUCCAGGGAUACGCUUCGGGAGAUAAAGAUAUAAAAGCAUUACUCGAAAAGUUUGACUUUUAUAUACUUCCAUCGGUUAAUCCGGACGGUUAUGAAUACACUCACACCACAUCCCGAUUGUGGCGAAAGACACGACAACCAUAUGGAAGCUGUUAUGGUGCUGACCCAAACCGAAAUUUCGGCUACAAAUGGGGCGGAGAGGGAGCCUCAACUAAUCCAUGCUCUGACACAUACCGGGGAUCGAAAGCUUUUUCAGAACCAGAAACUGAAGCCGAAUCCAAAUAUAUAUUGAAAUUAAAACCAAGAGUUAAGGCAUAUUUUGCUGUCCAUUCAUACGGACAAUAUUGGCUGUACCCGUGGGGUUGGACCAGUUCUUUAACUCCGGAUGACAAAGAUUUGAAUCGUUUGGGAAAUAUAGCCAUCACUGCAUUGGCUAAACGUUACAAUAAAAAGUAUUCAAUCGGCACAUCAACUAAUGUUUUGUAUGCGGCCGCCGGUGGAGCCGAUGACUGGGCAUAUGGAGACGGAGGUAUUAAAUAUGCCUAUACUGUUGAAUUGAGAGAUACCGGCUCUUAUGGCUUUACACUUCCUAAGAGCCAAAUCAGACCAACCGGUGAGGAAACGAGCGACGCAUUCAUUGCUUUCGCUAAACAAUUGUCUACAGAAAAUCUUCACGAAAAUUCAUUAGAAUAUGACUUCUGGAAGGGUCCGUCUUAUUUGAAUCGAUCGGUCGAUGUUAUGGUUCCGCCACAUCUUAACCAAACAUUCAAUGAAAUGUUUGACGAAGAACUGGACGAAAAAAGUGUUUUAAUUAAUGAUUUGGAGAAUAAUCUAUUAGAGGACAGGGCAGCGGUACCAGUGGUCCAACCAUUGCGCGCUGAUAUAGUUGAAAGACAUUUUGAUGAAUAUCGAAGAGUUGGUACAAUUCAUACAUUUUUAGAUACUGUUGGCUCAAAAUUCAAGGAUUUGGCCGCCGUUGAAGUUAUCGGCUAUUCAUACGAACGCAGACCUAUUAAACUGAUCCGUAUCGGUGAUGGACACGAAAAGAAAACUAAGCCGGUAAUCUUUAUCGAAUCGGGAAUUCACGCCCGGGAAUGGAUAUCCCCGGCUACCAGUCAGUGUUUUGCACAAAAUUUGAUUCAGGGACACAAAACUGGAAACGCCGAUAUCGUAGGAUUGUUACAAAAAUUUGAUUUCUAUAUCCUACCAGUUCUCAAUCCGGACGGAUAUGAGUACACACAUACCAGGGAUAGGAUGUGGAGAAAAACUAGAAAACCUUACGGAUCGUGUUUCGGUGCCGAUCCUAACAGAAACUUCGGUUACCAAUGGGGUGGACAGGGAGCUUCGUCUAAUCCAUGUAUGGAGACAUAUCGUGGUCCGAAUGCUUUCUCAGAGUCAGAAACUAAAGCCGUUUCAGAUUAUGUUCUUCAGAUUAAAGACAGAGUUAAGGCAUAUCUAGCGGUUCACUCAUACGGUCAGUAUUGGCUUUAUCCCUGGGGAUGGACCAGUUCUGUGACUCCCGAUGACAAACAUUUGAAUCGUAUGGCAAAAUUGGCGACCAAUGCAUUGGCCAGUGUUUAUGGUACCCGAUAUACAAUGGGAACGUCGACUAACGUUCUCUAUGCGGCUGCGGGAGGAGCGGAUGACUGGGCCUAUGGUAGCGCACACAUCAAGUAUUCAUAUACUGUUGAAUUAAGAGACAAAGGAAACAAUGGAUUUGCAUUACCAAAGUCUCACAUAAGACCCACUUGUGAUGAAACAACUGUUGCUUUCAUUGCAUUCGCUAAGGAAUUGGCUAAAGAAGUCUAA